Messenger RNA from Eremomyces bilateralis CBS 781.70, 195 nucleotides. RefSeq lists its product as uncharacterized. The annotation marks the transcript as partial. Lineage: Eukaryota; Fungi; Ascomycota; Dothideomycetes; Eremomycetales; Eremomycetaceae. The record is from RefSeq and is a predicted model, not a curated record. The transcript has a single exon. Gene Ontology annotation, cellular component: nucleus. Gene Ontology annotation, molecular function: DNA-binding transcription factor activity, RNA polymerase II-specific; RNA polymerase II cis-regulatory region sequence-specific DNA binding. Gene Ontology annotation, biological process: regulation of transcription by RNA polymerase II.
CGGCCCCAUUCGUGCGACAAGUGCGGGAUGAGGUUCCUUUAUCCGAAAGAUGUCUCGCGUCACAAAUUAAAGCAUACUGGGGAGAAACCGCACGCAUGCCCCAAAUGUGGAACGCGGUUCCCCCGAGCGGAUAACUGUCGACGCCAUGCAGUUAUAUGCCAGCGCGACAUGGGCCUGGGGGACGGCAAUGAUUAA